UUUUCCACAAAUGAUAAAAAGGCCUAUUCUUCAUCGUCUCCUUCUUCUUCUUCCAUUGCCGCCACCCGACCACCAUAUAUCUCGUUCUCUUGAUAGAAGAAAACUGUCCAAAAAAGCUUAAUUUACCUUUUUCUUUUUUGAGAAUCCCAAAUUGUCCCUCACUUUCCACUUCAAAAACACCCCUUUAAGUCAGUUCUUUAUUUUGGCACUUCAAAAGGAACUCAAAAGAACCCAUUUCAAAGCUAUAAUUUUUCUCCUUAAAAAUGAAAUCUUUUUCCAUAAAAUAGAAAAAAAAAAAACUAAUACCCAUUUGGCUAUCUUUUCCAUACAGAUAAGGCUGAUUUGCUUUAAAAAGAAGCGUCAGUUUCUUCAACAGAUCCACCUCCCCUAGUAAAUUCUCCUUUUAGUUCAUUUAUUGUAAUUUUAUUGUUUAAAGAUUUAGUUUUUCCUUCUGGGUUUUUAAUUUUAUUUGUAAUUUUUAUUUUGGCUUGAAAUUGUGGUUCUAGCUUGGUGGGUUCUUUUUAGUUGGUGUAAAGAAUUUGUUGAAUCUUAGGAAAAGUGCAAAAUUUGAGUUUAUCGUAUAGGAAAGUGAAGAUUUUGGCGAAUGGAAUCGAUUUUCGAUUCGAUUUAAGUAGUAAAAGAAGCUAUUUUUACUCUUAAUAUUAGCUAAAGAUUUUUUUUUUUUCAAUUUGUCUUUUGAUUUUUAUGGUUUUUUUUUUCUUUUAUUUGGGUCUUUUUAAUAUAGUUCUUUUCAAAUCUCUAUAGAGAAGGAGAUAGAGUUUGGGGGAGUUUGUCUUAAGGAGUGAGGAGUUUUUGAGGUGGUAGAAGUAAUGGUGUCUAAAAAUGAUCCGAUUGAAUCGAUUUUGAAUUCGAUUCAAUUUAUAAAAGGAGCAUUUUUACCUCUUGAAUUGGGUAUUAAGAAAGUUGCAAAAGAUCUUGAAAGUUGUUGGGGAGUGUCAAAUGAUAAAGGAAAUAAUGUUGAAUUGAUUGCCCCAUUGAAUGGUAGUGAUAGGAAUGGUAAGGUUCAAAUCUUUGGUGUGAAGAAGAGUAGUGGUAGGUUUGGUAGUGGUGUUAAUAAUGGGCAGUGUUUUGUUGGUAGUGAAGAGAGAAAGAAAGGGGCGACUAUUAAGGUUCCCAUCAAGGCUUUUAUGGGAAUGUUUUCCCCAGCAAAUGGGAAGAACAAUGAGAAGGUUGAGGUGGUUAGGGAAGGAUUGAAAGAAAAGGAUGUGGAUAGAGAUGAAGAGACUUGUAUGAAUUGCUUACAGUUUGCUGUGACUUGGUCGGUGUUGGUUAACAACUUUGUCCAGGCAAUACUGAGCUCGUUUAAGUCAGGGAGGAAGAGAAUUCAGAAAAUGGGUGACGAAGAUAAAGGGUGUCUAAAUUCGUAUACUCAUAACAUGAAAUCAAAGGCACCGUUUGAGUUUAAGCAUAGAGAUUCAAGGGCUCAAUUUAUUGCAAAGAAUGAGGGUUUAGAACAUAAUGAUGGGCAUCAUGUAUCAUUUGAAUGCUUUAUAGGGUUCAUAUUUGAUCAGUUGACUCAAAAUCUUCAGAAGUUUGAUCAACUUCUCCAGGAAAGUAAUCGGAAGCAUUGUGAUUGUCCAUCAAUUCCAUCUCUUCCCUAUCAAUUUGAUCAUUUAAAAGCAGCGGCAAGUAUAUGGGAAGGUCGAAAAGUUGAUUUAAAUGGGUUUUUUGGAAAUUCGAUGUUUGCUAGAUUGGGAGGUGUUCCAUCAGGUAUGGUUGGAGUUACUUCUUCAGUGAACGAAGAGGGUGAUGAUGGUGUUAGCGCUUGCAGUACGGAAGAAACAGCUGGUAUCCCACAGAAACUGGCCAGUGGGAUACUUAGCAUUCCUCUAUCAAAUGUGGAGCGUUUGAGGUCCACCUUAUCAACUGUUUCGUUGACGGAACUGAUUGAGCUUCUACCACCUUUGGGCCGCUCUUCACAAGACCACCCUGACAAGAAGAAAUUAUUCUCUGUCCAGGAUUUCUUCAGAUACACAGAGUCUGAAGGGAGGAGGUUCUUUGAAGAACUGGAUAGAGAUGGUGACAGCCAAGUAACUUUAGAAGAUCUUGAAGUUGCUAUGAGAAAAAGAAAAUUGCCUCGGAGAUAUGCUCAGGAAUUUAUGCGUCGCACUAGAAGUAAUCUAUUUUCAAAAUCUUUCGGUUGGAAGCAGUUUUUGUCCUUGAUGGAACAGAAGGAGCCUACCAUUCUUCGAGCUUAUACUUCUCUUUGUUUAAGCAAGUCUGGAACCCUCAAAAAAAGUGAAAUAUUGGCAUCACUUAAAAAUGCUGGACUUCCAGCGAAUGAAGACAAUGCUGUCGUCAUGAUGCGAUUUUUGAAUGCUGACACUGAAGAAUCUAUUUCAUAUGGACACUUCCGAAAUUUUAUGCUUCUUUUGCCUUCAGACCGACUGCUUCAAGAUGAUCCUCGUAAUAUCUGGUUUGAAGCUGCAACCGUUGUUGCUGUUGCACCACCUGUGGAAAUACCUACUGGAAGUGUUCUUAAAUCUGCAUUGGCUGGUGGUCUUUCCUGUGCACUAUCUACAUCUUUAAUGCACCCAGUUGAUACUAUAAAGACUCGGGUGCAAGCAUCAACUCUGACCUUCCCAGAAAUUAUUUCAAAGCUUCCACAAAUUGGAGUGCGGGGGUUGUAUAGGGGUUCAAUCCCUGCAAUUCUUGGACAGUUUUCAAGCCAUGGCCUGCGAACAGGAAUAUUUGAAGCAAGUAAGCUUGUAUUGAUCAAUGUUGCUCCAGACCUCCCUGACAUCCAGGUUCAAUCCAUGGCAUCAUUCUGCAGCACAUUUUUGGGAACAGCAGCACGGAUUCCUUGUGAGGUACUAAAGCAGCGUUUGCAGGCUGGCCUUUUCGACAAUGUCGGGGAAGCUCUUGUUGGUACCUGGCACCAGGAUGGUCUGAAGGGUUUUUUCCGUGGGACCGGGGCCACUCUUUGUCGUGAGGUCCCAUUCUAUGUUGCUGGGAUGGGCCUUUAUGCUGAAUCCAAAAAGCUUGCCCAGCAACUUCUGAGACGGGAACUGGAACCUUGGGAAAUGAUUGCAGUUGGAGCUUUAUCCGGAGGGCUGGCUGCUGUAGUAACUACACCUUUUGAUGUCAUGAAAACUAGAAUGAUGACAGCACCAGGGGGCCGACCCAUAUCAAUGUCAGUGGUAGCCUUUUCUAUUCUCCGUCACGAGGGACCCCUUGGUCUGUUUAAAGGAGCAGUACCCAGGUUUUUCUGGAUUGCUCCCUUAGGUGCCAUGAACUUUGCCGGCUAUGAGUUGGCAAGGAAGGCCAUGGACAAAAAUGAAGACGGGCCUUUGGAUCAAGUCAAGAAAUUGGCUAGUUCUGGAUAGAUACAAGUCCUUCCAAAGUAAGAACAUAAUCUACGGUGGCCUUUGGGUUUUUGUUAGUGGUCAAAGCCAACUGAAUGCUGCUGGAAAUUUUGUUCUUUCCCCCACCAAAACUAACAGCAGCAAGUUCUUCAAAUUUAAUUUGUCGACAACUCCACCUCUUUUUCUAAACAUUGUAAUGUUUCUUGCGGUUUAAGCAUUUUGUAGCCUAGACUUCUUUUGAACUAUAUUUGGUCUGCCAGGGGAGUGGUGGGUCAGAUAUUUUGAUCAGCUCUUGGGUUACAGAAUCGAUUUUUCAUAUUUUGUGUGUACAUUCUUUGUGCAGUAAAUGAUCUUUGUUUCAAUUGUAUUCUUUAAAGUUGUUUCAUAAAUCUUUCUCCCAAAUCCCAAUUGACUUGAUAUUCAGGCAAUAAAAUUUCUUGCACGGGGCAAGAAGCAGUAGACUGUCAUAAAUGAUGGAAUCGAGAAUUAUAGCUUCUCAAGACUUAUUCACGAGUUCUGUUCAUCC
Durio zibethinus is the source of this 3852-nucleotide messenger RNA. RefSeq names its product calcium-dependent mitochondrial ATP-magnesium/phosphate carrier protein 2-like. Gene Ontology annotation, biological process: transmembrane transport. Lineage: Eukaryota; Viridiplantae; Streptophyta; Magnoliopsida; Malvales; Malvaceae. Gene Ontology annotation, molecular function: calcium ion binding. The record is from RefSeq and is a predicted model, not a curated record.